AUGGACGUUUCGCUUGAGGCACAGACCAAACCUCUGGCCGUCUUGUCCGCCUUCAGCUACAUCCCUCCACGACGAAAAGAACCAAAAGAAAUGACCUACUUUAACAGAAGCUCAAAGGUUCCAGAUGUCUCCACCUAUGACCAGGUGUUCCACCAGGCUGAGGGCUAUGAUAUGAAACUGCACCGGGAUGACAGGAGGCAUUAUAGGGGAAGAGGACUUAACGUAAAUGAGGAGGAGAAGUCCAGAGCUGUGCCGGUGUUGUCCUCCUCAGUAUACGGCCGUCGCCCUGCCAUCGACCGACCCGGUCAGCAGUACGCACGUGUUGCUUGCAUUAAAGCCGAAUUCUUCAUGAAAAAUGGAAUCAUCUGGAAUAUGGCAGAAGGGUACGGAUCAGUGGCCCCCAUUUGA
Molecule: messenger RNA, 408 nt
Organism: Stegastes partitus (bicolor damselfish)
Lineage: Eukaryota; Metazoa; Chordata; Actinopteri; Pomacentridae
Gene: cfap90
Product: cilia and flagella associated protein 90
Exons: 3
Coding region: 1-408 (135 amino acids)
Source: RefSeq, a predicted model, not a curated record